Onthophagus taurus is the source of this 339-nucleotide messenger RNA. NCBI's taxonomy places the organism in Eukaryota, Metazoa, Arthropoda, Insecta, Coleoptera, Scarabaeidae. The record is from RefSeq and is a predicted model, not a curated record.
AUGGUGAUUGUAACAGGUGCUAGUGCUGGCAUUGGUGCUGCUACGGUCAACGCUUUCAUAAAAGUUGGCAUGAAGGUAGUCGGUUUCGCAAGACGAAAAGAAAAAAUCGAAAAAUUAGUUGAAAAUCAUGAUGGAAAAUUAUUUGCCGUAAGCGUGGUUGUAACAAAAUCUCAAGAAAUACUCGACUGUUUUACGUCGGUUACUAUAAAUGUUGGUCCUGUAAACGUUUUAAUUAAUAACGCCGGUAUACUUAUGCGUGUCGCCAAUACCAAAAUUCAAAUAACGACGUUGAGUCCAGGUUUCGUAAAAACUGAUAUUUUGAGUAUUCAAGAGGAAUAA